Messenger RNA from Triticum urartu, 2432 nucleotides. It is a transcript of the gene ALDH22A1, whose product is annotated as aldehyde dehydrogenase 22A1. Lineage: Eukaryota; Viridiplantae; Streptophyta; Magnoliopsida; Poales; Poaceae. The record is from RefSeq and is a predicted model, not a curated record. Gene Ontology annotation, molecular function: oxidoreductase activity, acting on the aldehyde or oxo group of donors, NAD or NADP as acceptor.
UCACGGUCGGACUCGGACGGAUAGGCUCGCGCGGCGUGCGGUUCGCGAACCGCGCACGGCGGAGGGCACGAGGCGGCCACCGCUCUCCUCGCCGUCGGACGCCAGUGGCACUAGCGGAGCAUCUCCCCACUGUCGCCGCUCCACUCAUCGAAUCGAAUAAAGUACUGCUGCCUCCCAGUUCCAGGCUCCAAAAUCCCUCUCCCCCCCCCCCCCCCUCCGAUCUGAUUCCAUUCCCCACCUCCUCCGAUGCCAUCUCGCCGCCGCUCCUGAGCGCCCCCCGCCCCUCUCCCUCCCUCCCUCGCCGCCGCUCCGGAGCCGAAGGCGAGCCGGAGCCCUAGCCAGGGAGGGCCCCGUCGGCCAUGGCGUUCUGGUGGCCGCUGCUGGUGCUCGCCGCCGCCUACGCGCUCUGCCGCGUCCUGCUCUUCCUCAUCCCGCCCACCGUCCCCUCCAUGGAGGUCGACGCCUCCGAUGUGAUGGAGGAGGUCAACCAGAACAAGGAAGACAGCUUCAUCUACGUACCAAGGAAGGGGAAAGCUGCUCAGACUGAUAUGGUUCGAUGCUACGAGCCAGCUACUAUGAAAUACUUGGGAUACUUCCCUGCUUUGACUCCUGAUGAGGUCCAGGAGCACGUUGCACAAGCUCGUAAAGCACAAGAGGUAUGGGCAAAAAGUAGCUUCAAACAAAGGCGGCAGUUUCUCCGUAUCCUUCUGAAGUAUAUACUUGAACAUCAGGAUCUGAUAUGCGAGAUAUCAUCUCGGGACACUGGAAAAACUAUGGUUGACGCUUCAUUAGGCGAGAUAAUGACCACCUGUGAGAAGAUUCAUUGGCUUCUGGAUGAGGGUGAGAAGUGGUUAAAACCUGAGUACAGAUCUUGUGGGAGAUCAAUGCUGCACAAAAGUGCAAAAGUUGAAUUCCACCCUCUUGGGGUUAUUGGUGCAAUUGUAUCAUGGAACUAUCCUUUCCAUAAUGUCUUCAAUCCGAUGUUGGCUGCAGUAUUCUCUGGUAAUGCAGCAGUUAUAAAGGUUUCAGAGCAUGCGAGUUGGUCUGGCUGUUUUUAUUCUCGUAUCAUACAAGCAGCUCUGUUAGCUGUUGGUGCCCCAGAUAAUCUGGUUCACAUAGUAACUGGUUUUGCGGAAACGGGUCAAGCUCUUGUAUCUUCAGUGGACAAAAUAAUAUUUGUUGGAUCACCUGGUGUUGGAAGGAUGAUUAUGCAAAAAGCAUCCGAAACAUUAAUACCUGUAACUCUUGAGCUUGGUGGCAAAGAUGCAUUUAUUGUGUGCGAAGAUGUGGAUUUACCCAAUGUUGUUCAAGUUGCUGUGAGAGCUGCACUGCAAUCUAGUGGACAAAACUGUGCCGGUGCUGAAAGAUUUUAUGUCCACAAGGAUAUCUAUCCUACCUUUGUUUCUCGCGUAGUGAAGAUAAUCAAAUCAAUAUCUGUUGGCCCCCCAUUAUCUGGCAGAUAUGAUAUGGGUGCAAUCUGUAUGAUAGAGCACUCUGAGAGACUUCAGAAUCUUGUUAAUGAUGCUCUUGACAAAGGUGCCGAAAUUGCUGGCAGAGGGAGCUUUGGGAAUUUGGGUGAAGAUGCUGUUGAUCAAUUCUUCCCCCCAACUGUUCUAGUGAAUGUUGAUCACACAAUGAAAAUUAUGCAGGAAGAGGCAUUUGGGCCGAUUCUACCAAUCAUGAAAUUCUCUUCUGACGAAGAGGUCAUCCAACUUGCAAAUGACUCUAAAUAUGGUCUUGGCUGUGCUGUUUUUUCGGGCGACCAGAAGCGUGCCAUCAAAAUAGCAUCUCAACUACACUGUGGUGUUGCAGCAAUCAAUGACUUUGCUUCAAGUUAUAUGUGUCAGUCUUUGCCCUUUGGUGGUGUUAAAGACAGCGGGUUUGGAAGAUUCGCUGGCGUGGAAGGCUUGCGGGCCUGCUGCCUUGUAAAGGCAGUCGUAGAAGACAGGUGGUGGCCAUAUGUGAAAACAAUGAUCCCCAAGCCCAUUCAGUAUCCCGUCUCGGAGAAUGGAUUUGCAUUCCAGCAGCUGCUCGUCGAGACUCUGUAUGGCAUCAGCGUGUGGGACAGGCUGCAGUCGCUCGUGAAUCUGUUAAAGAUGAUCUCGGAGCAGAAGUCUCCUAUAACCAGGAGGAAAAGCCGGUGAGCAGGGACAGAACUGUUCUGUUCAAUGUUCUAUGGUAUCAGUUUCGCUGGUGAUGUUCCUGCCGGUGGGACUAGUCUUUUGGCUGUUGUCCCAAGGUGCCAAGCCUGACGGGGAUCAGGUUCAGAGCAAGGCAGCAUUUACCUGAAUGUAAAACGCCCUUUAGUACUAGUGCUUAUCCUAGAAAGUGAAGAUCGCAGACGCCGAUGUAAGCCCUGGAUUCGAUUCUCACCUGCAUGAAUGUAAAUGUUGAAUGUGUUUGCUGGGACAUUCAUCUAGCAUAGCACCUCA